CGGGGAAUAACGGAGAACGGGACAAGGCGCGUGUUGGAGAUGGGAGACCGGCUCGCCGGCCUGGACAAAGAGAAAUACCCGAAGGAAGAAGAGAGAGGCGAGUCAAUGACCGUUAUGUGCCGCGAUAGCAGGACUAAAGAGCACGGAAAUCUAUUCGUGUGUGCGGCUUAUACGCUAUUUCAAUGAGACACCGGUCCUGUGGAUGACAGUACGCAGGUAGUUAAGGUAGGAGCAAGGCCACGGUCAGUGUUACACUGUGUUACAAAUAAUAUCAUUCAUUGCCGGCUCUUAGGUCUUGACUCGCGAUUUCUUUGGGUUCCCCGACGAUGACGCACGGUUUCGCGACGGAAAAUAUUGUUUGAGUGAUCGUUUUUAGUCGCUAAGGUACUCAGCGACUUCAGGAAGCCGUUCAGAGUGCGAGAAAUCUGUUUCGAUGCUUCAGGGAUUUUACAGUGCAUCGAGAACGCGUAAGAGAAGAAAGUUAACAGAACUUGAGGAAGAGAUAAAUAUGAUUUUCAAUAGAUCUUCAAAAUAUAUACACUUCCUGUUUAAUUCAACCAUUAAUAGUGAAUUAAAGAUUACAUCGAGAAAAGUGGAUAAUAAAUUAAAUUGAUGAAGAUAAAUUAUCUUUUGGAUAAUUCAAAACAUUAUAUAGCAUCAGGAUACUUCGUGAUGCGCUGGAAACUUUUAGAAUGCACAUUCCUCACCGUGUACCAGGAAAUAGACGAACCAGCUUUCCUUUUCAAAUCGUUUAGCUCGUGUUAGGUACUCGUUUAUUUAACUCAAAUUGAUACGAGCAAUGCUUCAUAAUUUUCUUCCAUUCUUAUUUGCAGAAUUGAUACAGUCUCUUCGCAAUUUCUGACGAUUAUUUGUCUGGAGAUUAGAAAAUAUUAAAAGUAAAGACAUUUACCGGAUUCGUUGCCGGUUUUUAGGUCUUGACUCGCGAUUUCUUUGAGUUUCCCGGCAAUGACGCACGGCGAUGACAAUGGAAAUAAUUACUUUUUCGAGUGAUCGUUUUUAGUCGCUGAGGUACUCAGCGACUUCAGGAAGACGUUCAGAAUGCGAGCAGUCUGCUUUGAUGCUUCAGGACUUUUACAUUGCAUCGAGAACGCAUUCUACGCCGAAGAGGAAGCUUGAGAACUUGAGAAAGUUAAAAUGGGUAUCGAGAGCGUUCUGGUAGGGGGUUUAACCUCGGCCUCCACCGGGCUCUCUUGGUUCUUCCCGGUUCUCGCCGCGGCACUCGUCUACUUCCACUACGAAGUUCUAGACAAUGAAGCGCCGCCGAUCAACGUGCCGUCGGAAGUGCUGUUACACUCGUACGAUUUCAUAGUAAUAGGCGGAGGCUCGGCAGGCGCCGUGGUAGCGAAUCGUCUGUCCGAGAUCGAGAACUGGAACGUGCUGUUGUUGGAAGCUGGCGGUGACGAGACGGAGAUUUCCGAUGUGCCUUUGCUCGCUGGCUACCUUCAGCUCAGCCAAUUGGACUGGCAAUACAAGACAGAGCCGCAGUCCGGUGCCUGCCUAGCGAUGAUAAAUAACCAGUGCAACUGGCCAAGGGGCAAAGUGAUCGGAGGCUCGUCGGUCUUGAAUUAUAUGCUUUACUUGCGUGGGAAUAAACGAGAUUACGAUUUGUGGGAACAGCAGGGCAAUCCCGGUUGGGGAUCGCAGCAAGUCCUGCACUACUUCAAAAAGUCUGAAGACAACAAAAAUCCAUAUCUGGUAGGCACGUCGUAUCACGCAGAGGGCGGACACUUGACAGUGCAGGAGGCACCUUGGCAUACACCUCUAGCGGCGGCUUUCGUCCAAGCCGGACAAGAGAUGGGCUACGAGAAUCGCGACAUCAACGGCGAGUGUCAGACUGGCUUUAUGAUCGCACAGGGCACCAUCAGGCGCGGCAGCCGUUGUUCAACCGCGAAGGCCUUUCUCAGGCCGGUACGGCUCAGGAAGAACCUGCACGUAGCGUUACAAGCGCACGCAACCAAGGUGUUGGUGCAUCCCAAGUCCAAGCGCGUUUACGGCGUGGAGUUCGUCAGGGACGGCAAGAUGUUUCGUAUACGCGCAAAUAAGGAAGUGAUCAUAUCCGGCGGUACGAUAAACUCGCCUCAGUUGUUGAUGUUAUCCGGAAUCGGGCCGAAGAAGCAUCUGCAAGAACUCGGGAUCCCCGUGAUCCAGGAUUCUAAUGUUGGUCAUAAUCUUCAAGAUCACAUAAGCUUAGGCGGACUCACGUUUAUGGUGAAUCAAGAGAUCUCCAUGGUGCAGAAGCGUCUGGAGAAUCCUCAGACGGUGAUACAGUACGCCGUUAUGGGCGAUGGGCCCCUGACGGUGUUGGGUGGCGUCGAGGGUCUCGCUUUCGUCAAUACUAAAUACGCGAACACGUCGCUGGACUUUCCUGAUAUCGAAUUACACUUCAUCUCCGGUUCGACCAAUUCGGACGGUGGCACACAGCUGCGUAAGGUGCACGGACUCACGAAGCAGUUCUACGACAGUGUCUAUGGACCGAUCAACGACAUGGAUACGUGGAGCAUACUUCCCAUGCUGCUGCGGCCUAAAAGUCGCGGUGUCAUCAAGCUGCGCAGCAAGAACCCGUUUGACCAUCCUCUUAUCUAUCCAAACUACUUCAAGGAGCCCGAGGAUAUAGCCACGUUGGUCGAAGGGGUGAAGAUCAGCGUGGCUUUGAGUAGAACAGCCGCCUUCCGACGAUUCGGUAGUGAGCUGAACUCGAAACAGUUUCCAGGAUGCAAGCAUAUUCUCAUGUACACCGAUGCUUACUGGGAAUGUAUGAUCAGAUAUUACAGUGCCACGGUUUAUCACCCCGUUGGGACGUGCAAAAUGGGUCCUUACUGGGAUCCCGAUGCAGUGGUAGACCCGCAGCUCAGAGUGUAUGGCGUGGCCGGGUUGCGCGUGAUCGACGCCUCGAUCAUGCCGAAUAUCGUGAGCGGAAACACGAAUGUGCCUACCAUUAUGAUUGGUGAAAAAGGUGCCGACAUGAUAAAGGAGUAUUGGUUGAAGCGGAAGCACGGGCCCGAAUUUAGUGAACGAUUAUUGGGAUUGAUACAAGUGCAUAAAGACGGGCUUCCUCUUGGUUACCAUAAUAACGUUGUUUAUAAGUUGGAAUGCGGUAAUUGUGAGGCUACAUAUGUUGGACAAACCAGCAGAAGACUCUCCACACGUAUUGCCGAGUAUAGGAGAAUCCCAAAGAAUUUACUAAGGAAACUGACGGUUGUACAGGAAUACCGAAUCAAGGAGGAUCACGAUUUUGACUGGGAACAUGUCAAGUCGAGACGGCUAGAAGUCUCAAAUUCGGCAAUGGCUCGCCUGACUGUGGCACGUAUGCUGUCCUCGUUCCGGACGGAGCGGCUCUUCGUCGCGACGUUAUGGUACCUCAUCGUCCAUCUACGUCCGGACAUCCUCGACGAGCAGAACCGUGUGCAAUCGGUGCCGACGCGGGACUUGCUGACCGAAUACGAUUACGUGAUAGUCGGCGGAGGAUCGGCCGGGUCUGUGUUGGCUAGUCGCUUGUCGGAGGACCAAGAUUCCACCGUGCUGUUGCUCGAAGCCGGCGUCGACGAAAUAGUCUUGGUUGACAUGCCGUUGACUAUGCCGAUUCUGCAGCGCACGUUUCUAGACUGGGCCUUCCAAGCGGAACCGUCGUCCAACUACUGCUUGGCGAUGCGGAAUCAUCAGUGCAGAUGUCCACGUGGCAAGGUGCUAGGUGGUACCAGCGUGCUAAACGCGAUGCUUUACGUUCGCGGUAACAAAAGGGAUUACGAUUCCUGGGCAGCACUCGGUAACACCGGAUGGGAUUAUGAGAGUGUUCUGCCGUAUUUCAAGCUGUCCGAAGACGCCAGAGUUAAGGACCUCCAUGACUCGCCGUACCAUCAAAGGGGCGGAUACUUGACGGUAGAACAUUUCAAACAUGUUCCACCGGUUAUCGACUACAUCGUUCGUUCCGGCAAGGAGUUGGGAUACGAGAUACGCGAUAUAAACGGGGAAAAUCAAACUGGAUUCACGUACUCCUAUGGUACCAUAAGGAACGGACUGCGAUGUAGCACCGCCAAGGCUUUCAUCCGACCUGCCUCGAAGAGGAAGAAUCUACACGUCAGCUUGGAAUCGUUGGUGGAAAAGAUCCUCGUGAGAAAUGAUGGCAUAUCGAAAAUAGCGUAUGGGGUGCAAUUUCGCAGAAGUAUGAGACGUUUUGUAGUUCAUGCGAGACGCGAGAUUAUUCUAUCCGCGGGUGUGAUACAAUCGCCGCAGUUGCUGUUGCUGUCGGGCAUCGGACCGCGGAAUCAUCUCGAAGAAAUGAAGAUCCCCGUCGUACAUCACGCAGCUGGCGUAGGAAAGAAUCUUCAAGAUCACGUGGGGAUCGAGUUACUUUACAUGGUCGAUCCUCCGCCCGAUAUCCCGGAUCCGGAUGACUUCACCUUGAGACUAUAUCGACUCGCGUCGACGGAUACUCUGCAGCAAAUGAUAGAGAAUAAUUCCGGCCCGCUCUACAUGGGUCUCAUUGGCGCGGGAAUGGCAUUCAUUAACACCAAAUAUGCGAACGAAACGUCCGAUUUCCCAGACAUUCAGCUACUCUUCUCAGGCGCCUCGGGUUUGUCAGACUCCGGAAUUGGCGUCUUACGUGAUGAAGACAUCGAGCCGCGCAUCAUCACUGACUUCUACAACAAUAUGACAGACAACCAGACUUUCGAGUUUCACGUGAUUCUCCUUAGACCACAUAGCAGAGGACACAUCAAGCUCAAAUCUAAUGAUCCCGAUAAGGCUCCCGAAAUAGUUCUCAAUUACUUCGACGAUCCUCGCGAUCUACAAGUUCUGGUGGAGGGCGUGAGAUUUGUGGAGAGAGUGAGUUGCACUCAAGUCAUGCGGGAGAUAAACGCGCGACCUAAUCCUAACAUGGUUCAAGGUUGCUCGCAGUACGACAGCUCCUCGGACGAAUACUGGGCGUGCUAUGCACGUCACUUGACAGCAUCGAUUUACCAUCUGAGCGGCACUUGCAAGAUGGGCCCGAUUAGCGACAGUCAGGCCGUAGUCGAUGCCAGAUUAAGGGUGCACGGUGUCACGGGAUUGCGAGUGGUCGACGCAUCGAUAAUGCCGACUAUCGUCUCUGGUAAUACUAACGUACCGGUGAUUAUGAUCGCAGAGAAGGCGUCGGAUAUGAUAAAGAAGGAUUGGUUGAAUGUGGCUUGAUCCUAGCGUCUUCGCUCGUCCCGGAAUAAAUAUGCGCCUGGUAUAAAAUUCUAGCUUUGCCUUUACUAGAUUUCGUAUUUUCAGAUGUGAAACACGCUUGUUAUUAUGCUUAAUGAAUACCGCUCUAGAUUGAUAAUUCACUGAUAAUCUCCGACUUUUGACAUACAUUGAUCGCUCGACCAAACGAAUCUAAGAUAAGUAACUGAAUAUGUUAAUCGAGAAUUGUGUUAGCAAUUACAUAAUAAGGUAAAUAAUUGCAUAUGCUAAUCGAGUAUUAAGUAUUAUAUAAUAGUUACAUAGUAAUAACAGUUUUCUAUGCAGCUUAAGUAAAAUGCCUAUUAACACAACUACUAACACAUUAAUAACGCAAUAGCUGUGCAAUUCAUUUUCUCCACGUAAGAUCAACGUAAUUCAUUAGUCUCUAUUUAUUUGCGUAUAAUUUUACGCAUCUUGUGUAUGAUUUUGGUGGUGUGAAAGCUCGUGUGAUGUGGCAUACUAGAACUUGUAGAUCGCGAGGAUCGUCGAAGUAAUUGGUGGCUAUUUCGGGAGCCUUAUCGGGAUCGUUCGGGAUUUGAGCUCGAUGUGUCCUCUGCUAUGUGAUUUAAGAAGAAUCACGUGAAACUCGAAAGUCUGCUUGUCUGUCAUAUUGGGCGCAUUCAGUAGAAAAAGCGCUCAGUGAGCAAUCAACGAUUAUUGGUUCUUGCUAUUAGAUCCCUAAAUCUAGACCAAUUACAUUGACAAAUUACUCAACUGUUGUGCAACUGUUGAGUCUACUGAAUGCAGCCAUUGUUGUAGAACUCAGUGAUGAUGCGUGGCUCGAUGUCUUCGUCACGUAAGACGCCAAUUCCGGAGUCUGACCCGAGGCGCCUGAGAAGAGUAGCUGAAUGUUUGGGAAAUCAGGCGUUUCGUUCGCGUAUAUGCAUCGCAAUUGAUUGAUGUGACUAGUAGUUGACAUGCCAUUAAUAUAAUUAUUAACACAACUCUCGAUUAGCAUAUGCAAUUAUUCACGUUAAAUUCGUUUAGCUGAACGAUUGAUGUAUGUUAAAAAUCGAAGGUUAUUAGCGAGUUAUCAAUCUAAAGCAGUAUCCAUUAAGUAUAAUAUAUAUGAAUCGCAGAAAAGUCUUUUUCGUAGACACAUAUAAUUAUUAUAAUAUCUAAUACGCAUUGACUUAGGAAUGGAGUGAAAGUAGCCUCGAAAACUAAUCUAUGAUUAGUGUUAUAUCCUGCGCGGACUUUGUGUAAUUUUAACGCGUCCCAGCAGUCGUUCCGUAAAAAAGACCAUAAAAACUAUUUUAAUUUUCCAAAAACUUACACAUAUACGACGGUCUUCUUUACUGAUGUUGUUACAAAACAGUAUGUUAUUUAUUUAUAUAUAUAUAUGUGUGUGUGUGUGUGUGUGUAUUACUUAUUAUUUAUCAAUCUUCUUCAAGAAAAGCACAUAAAUAUCUUUAGCACCUCUUGGCCAUGGUCUUUUUUGAAUUUGCGUAUCAUCAACUUCAAUCUAAAUAUUAGAACUUUCCUCUCUAUAUAUAUUUGUAUAAUGAUCAUUAUCGAUACUUGAUCCAUAUGAAAUAUAGCAUUCAUGACUUUAUAAAACUGGCCAGCUAUUAAUACUUUAGUUGUUGGAACGGCGCAUAAAUUAAUUGUAUGUAUUUUUACUAAUUUACUAUCCUAUAAUAGAAAUAAUAUACGUAUAACAAUUAUUUUUUGAGUCUAAAUUCAUUUUUAAGUAACAUGUUAUUUUCUGCACAAUGUUCACAUGUGAUUAAUUAAACGAUUGCUACCAAUAUGUAACAUUUAUCAAAUCUUGAAAUUUGUAACUUCUCUCCUUAAAAUUGUUAAUAGGAAUUGAAAUAAUUAUAUUAUUAUUUGUAGUAUAUUUUGUAUUAUCGCAAGAUUUGCAUCGACUUAUAAUAUUUACCUUAUAAAUUAUAAUACCUCCAAUAAAUUUCUUAUAAUCAUAUUAUGUACAAAGAACUAAGAAAUAAGAAGAGCUAAGAGCUAAGAAGAGCUAAGAGUAAGAAAUUCAUAUGCAUCUCGUUUUUUAUUAUUGGAAAAAUACUCUCGUAAAUAUUGCCGUAUCGCAUAUAUAUUCAGUUUAGUGAGUCCAUUUUCAUAUUGAUGCGCUAAUUUACUUAAAACAUUUAGUUUUUCAGAAAUAAAUAAUUGUUUUAUGAAUACUAUAUUUUUAUUGUAUUUACGUCUAUACUAUAUGACUAAACUGUAAUCCUAAUAUCUCGGACUAAAACUGAAAUCCCACGAUAAAGGAAAGAUACAUGUGACGAACAGGAAUAGAAAAUAUUGAUGAAACAAUAGACUUUAAACAUGUAUUUCACCUUUCGAGAUAGACAAUAUAAUAAAUAAUUCUCUUAAAUAAUUUUCUUUCGAAUUACGUCAGAACAAUCACAAACGGGAAGAACUCUUUGUUAGAUGUAAUCUAAAAUCUAAAAUUUUCAUUGAACCAUCACUUUUGAUCCAACGCCUUCGCUCUAGAUAAAGAAAUUCAGUUCUCUGACCUAAAGUAAGACCAACGGCGUACGUCGCGAUUAGCGUAAAAAAACUUGUAAUUUUUUACUUGUGCCACGUAGGUACAUACGGAUCUCGCAAGCGCGAGCGUGACAGUUGCGCUCACGAGCAUAUCUGUAAUAUCUUCAAAAUCUCAUGCGAUAAAUUACUAAAACAAUAUUUUUAAACCAGAGAGCUCGCACAUUUAAUCAUUUAAAAUCUAACUCAAGAAUCUGAGCUCAUAAAAUGAUAACCCAUUGUUAAACACAAUAAAAACAAAACUUUUAUAAUUUUA
Messenger RNA from Odontomachus brunneus, 7987 nucleotides. RefSeq lists its product as uncharacterized. The transcript is spliced from 11 exons. The coding region runs from base 1156 to 5187 and encodes 1343 amino acids. Lineage: Eukaryota; Metazoa; Arthropoda; Insecta; Hymenoptera; Formicidae. Gene Ontology annotation, molecular function: flavin adenine dinucleotide binding; oxidoreductase activity, acting on CH-OH group of donors. The record is from RefSeq and is a predicted model, not a curated record.